AUGAAUACUGCACAAAUCUUUCAAGUGGGCUCACGAUACAAUUUACUAAAGUACCGUGGUCAGGGAAGUUUCGGUAUAUUAUGUUUUGCAUACGACAAACGUACCCAUCAGGAGGUGGCCAUCAAAAAGAUGUCACAUUUGGGUCUAUCCACGACGUGUAAAAGAAUACUGCGUGAAAUUAGAAUUCUACCACAUCUUCAACACGAAAAUAUUGUGAAGAUCACAGAUUUAAUAUAUAGCCCUGUGCCGAGUGCGCAUCCGUCCACCAUAGAGCACGUGUAUAUCAUGCAGAGUCCUAUGCAAUAUGAUUUAGCUCAGCUUAUAGAAUUGAAAAAUCAACAAAUGAUCACUCUAUCUGCCGCGCAUAUAGAAUAUUUUCUAUAUCAAAUACUACUGGCGGUCAAGUACAUACACUCAGCGAACGUACUUCACCGGGACAUCAAACCCACUAAUAUAUUAGUGAACGCCACCUGCCAUCUUAAAUUGUGCGAUUUUGGCGCGGCAAGCGUCAAUGAUUCUUCUUACGAUCAUGAGAGCUACCGUACGGCGUACGGUACAAGUAAUGAAUUAGAUCUAACCUGGCUUACGCCGGCCACUAUACAAAGUUUGGAAUCAGUGAUACGUGAUUCAAGAAAUCGGAUCGAUUGGGCUCUGCGACUCCCGGAAGCCAAACCUAAGGCACUAGAUAUGUUGGACCGGUUGUUGGCCUUUAAUCCCAAUCAACGCAUUAAUGCUGAGGAAGCUUUAGCUCAUCCCUACCUUAAUGAAUAUUACGACUCCAACGAUGAACGACUCACUGACCGACCAAUUUGCUCCUCAGAUCUUCUGACACCUAACCCUUUUCUAACACUCUGUUUUGAAGCUCUGGUCGACGAGUGA
Molecule: messenger RNA, 879 nt
Organism: Medioppia subpectinata
Lineage: Eukaryota; Metazoa; Arthropoda; Arachnida; Sarcoptiformes; Oppiidae
Source: the annotation of a GenBank genome assembly